CCGGACGGAUUACCUUCUGCCUCUUCGCCCUAUUAUUUUCGAUGAUCCGAACUUGCCUUCCGCAUGGCCGUGUCAUACUCCAUGGACAAAGCCUGACGAGAAGUCGGGGCAGCUCAUCCCAAAUGUCGAGGCGAUCGUAGCCACGUUUCGCGGAUCGUCUAAGCCGGCGACCGUAGCCUUCUCCGGGUCGCAGGAUGGGUACGGUGCCGAAAAACGAGAGGAAAUGUCGUUCGAUAACUUUUUACGCGUCUGGAAUGAGGCGCAAGAGGGAGAGGGAGUAGAAGGACAGGAAAGUCCGUAUCUGAAGGACUUCCAUCUAUGCCUUGCCAGGCCGGAUUACGAGGCGUACCGAUUGUACGAUUUGUUCCAAGAUGACUGGAUGAAUGCGCACGCGCUUGCCCGCACCUCCGACGACUACCGCUUCCUCUACCUCGGUACUGCAGGGACGCAAACUGCCUGGCACCACGACGUCUACCUCUCGCAUUCAUGGUCAACCUCUAUCACCGGUGUCAAACGCUGGUUACUUUUAGCCCCUUCCGACGCGCAUCUCCUCUUUCAUCGGAUGACACGCGAACCGCCACCCAUCGCGGAUUUAUGGGCCGCGGAGCUGAAGUCAGAGGAUUACCCUUCGAUAGAGGAGGCGAGGAAGCGAUGCUUGGUGGUAUGGCAGUACCCGAACGAAACAAUGUUCGUCCCCAGUGGGUGGUAUCAUUCGGUGGAGAAUUUUGGCUCCACGCUUUCCAUCAAUCACAACUGGGCCAAUGCGUCCUGCAUCGCGAAUAUGUACGAUGGCCUUGCGGAUCAAGUCAGCACCAGCGUCUCGCUACUUUCGGAUCUUUCCUCUAUCACGCCUCUUCCCGAGUUUUAUACGUUGGUCUACGUUCAGAUGUGCAAACCAAGCUGGGGUUGGAGCUUCGCGGAGUUCUGGGAUGUUGUCGGAUACGCGAUCGAACACGUCUACCACAAGAAAGACGGUCAACCCGAGGCCGAUGAAGAGGAAGACGGGGGGCCAGGCAAGUGGAAGAUCAGACAAGGAUGCUGGAUUGACGAGGGGCCGGCGAAGGAUGUAGUAGCUGGCCUAGCGAGGAGGUGGCUAGCCAGGGAAGAAGCAACUUGCAUGCCCGAACUAGCAGACGCCGUCAAGCGGAUCCUUAGGCUGUGUGACGGAUGACAGCUGCAACGCAGUUUCCACAUGACGAGAGGUGUGGAAAUCAGCAGCGGGAAAGCUUCCUUUGGUUGUCGCGCAAUUCAAGCGACAACGUUCCUCCCUUCCAUGUUCCUGUGGAACAUCAAAAUGUGUGGCGUCGACACCGUCUGCCUCCGUUCUAGAUUGGCCUCGACGCGCAAAUUUGCAGGUCAUGAGUUCCAGCGGCACCUUCUGGCGACAUUAUGAGACUGAUGAGUAGACGAAAACUCACAGCUCCGGUUACAGCGUGGGCCGCUGCUUCCCCGCACAGAACAGGGCCGCUAUUUUUACUCCCUAACGGCACUGUACUUCCGAGGGAGCAGCGAUAAGAGCCUCUCGGGGGGCUUGGUGCGUUUCCUCUCGCUACGACGACCUCCAGGUAAUAUAAAACCUUCGCCAAGUCAAAGGACGUCCUGGUCGUACAACGGAGACAAUGUCUUCUUCCUAUUCGCGUGGCUCCUUCGACGAGAGGGCGGAUGACAUGGAGAAGCAUGAGCCUGGCUACCAGGCCGGGACGACCGUUGAGGUCGCUGACACGACAGACGACGACGCCUACCUCGAGAUCAUGGGUUAUAAGCAGGAGUUCCGUCGCGACUUCACGUUUUUGGGCCUGUUCUCCCUCGUGUCUAGCGAGCUUGCCGUCUUACCAGGAAUUGCGGCCACGAUAUGGUACACGAUGGGGUACAUGGGUCUGAUCGGCAUGACUUGGGGGUGGUUGAUUGCAGCAGUCAUGGGUCAGUUCCUCGUGUAUUCCCUAGCUGAACUAUCGUCUGCCUACCCCACGUCUGGCGGACUGUACUACUGGGCGUAUAUGACGGCAUCACCCAGGUGGAAAAUGUUAUCCUGCUACAUCGUGGCCUGGUCAAUGUUGAUAUAUACGCCUCUCUCAUGUGUCUCCAUCACCUACUCAGCAGCGCAACUGCUCGUUGCGACUUUUCAAGUCGGUUUGCCAGAGUACGAACCGAUGUCUUGGCACAUUUACCUCGUGUAUCUAGCGAUGAUGUUUGCCUCGUACCUUGUCAUCUCCCUGCCCACUCGCUACGUCAGCUGGUUCAAUAUCUGGGCGUACUUCAUUGGCACUAUUGUGCUGGUCAUCGUCACCAUCCUCCUGCCCAUCAAAGCCGACCAUCUGAACUCUGCCAAAGAUAUUUUCACCAAAGGCCAAAAUCAGAUUGAUUGGCCCGCGGGCUGGUCCUUCUGUAUGACAUUCCUCUCUGCCACUUGGACCAUCGCUGGCUACGACGUGGCCGCCCACGUUGCGGAGGAGACGUCCAACGCUGCUAUUACCGUGCCACGGGCGAUGAUAUGGAGUACCUGGUCCAGUGUUUUCCUGGGAUUCGUUUACCUGAUUUCCUUGGCUCUCUGCGCCACGGACAUCGACUCGCUCAUGGCGAAUCCCCUGGGACAACCCAUCGGAACGCUCAUGGCCGACGUACUAGGAACAAAGGGCGGUAUCGCCCUCAUGGCCAUCAACGCCUUCACGCAGUUCGCGUGUGGCGUCGCCUUCUUCGUUGCGGCGUCCCGGAUCUACUUUGCAUACUCGCGCGAUAGGGCCCUGCCAUUCUCCGACUGGAUCAGCCGCGUCUCCCCGCGCACGCAGACGCCGAACAACGCCUCGCUCGUUGUCUUCCUCCUCUCUGCAGCCUUCGGAGUGAUCUCCAUCGGCUCCGACACCGCUUUUCAAGCAUUCUUCCCGGGCAGCACGCUCGCUGGCCAGAUCGGGUACAUCCUCCCGGUACUGGGACGAUGCCUGUACGAGAAUAAUCCGGAAUACCGCAACGGACCAUACAAUCUCGGCCGUUUCUCGCGAGCUGUACGAUGGACCGCUGUGGCGUGGAAUGUGUUCAUCACUCUGCUUGUCAGUUUCCCAGAAGGUCCGAUGCCCAACGCCGUGGACAUGAACUGGGCUGUCGUCAUAUAUCUACCUUUCCAGAUCAUUGCGUUCGGCUACUGGUGGUUCAAGGGCUACAAAACCUUCAAAGGACCCCGACCGAACCUGCAACGACUUCCCCACAAGGACCAAUAG
Molecule: messenger RNA, 3212 nt
Organism: Punctularia strigosozonata HHB-11173 SS5
Lineage: Eukaryota; Fungi; Basidiomycota; Agaricomycetes; Corticiales; Punctulariaceae
Product: amino acid transporter
Exons: 12
Coding region: 1620-3212 (530 amino acids)
Biological process (GO): transmembrane transport
Cellular component (GO): membrane
Molecular function (GO): transmembrane transporter activity
Source: RefSeq, a predicted model, not a curated record